AUGGCUAUGCUGGUCAUGAGCAGUACCCAAGGUCAGGGUCCAGUACAACUGGAGGAAGGGGAUCUAGUCACAGCCAGGUCAGUGAUAGUGAAGAGCACUCAGAAGCCUCACACAGGCACUCAGAAUCCACUCAUGGCCAGUACGGAGUUCAACAUGGAGAGUCCAGAUCCUCAGUUCAAGGGAGACAGGGAACUACUCACAGACAGUCUGGAGAUACCACUAGACAUGGCCAUGCUGGUCAUGAGCAGUACCCAAGGUCAGGGUCCAGUACAACUGGAGGAAGGGGAUCUAGUCACAGCCAGACAGUCAGAACAUACCACGAGAUCUGCACAGUCUGGUCAUGAGCAGUACCCUGGAUCGAGUCGUGGCUGGAAGCAUGGAAGCUAUGGGCGUGCCGAAUAUGACUAUGGUCAGUCUGGGUUUGGGCCUACUGGGGGCAGUAGAACUAGCAGCCGUAAUUCUAGCCCUUUGAGGUUAACAGAUAUAGGUACAAAUAAGCAAGUGUAUAGACAUGAACAAUCAUUUUCUAGUUUUGAUCAUAGAGGAUCCAAAGCAAUCAAAAGAACAGGAAGGCAGGGCUCAAAUCAUGGACAGUCAGAGCCAAGUAAUGGGCAAUCAAUUGAUUCCCAUAAUCAGUCUGUAUCCAGUGUAACUAGAUGGCAGAUAUCUAGUAAUGGGCAUUCAGUAGUAACUCAUGAACAUUUAAAUGACAUCCAUGUUCAAGCUGGAUAUAGGACAGCCAGAAGGCAAGGAUCUAUUGAUAGCCAGUCUAGUGACCACUUUGCAUCUGGCCAUGAGCAAUCUACAUCAGCUCAUGGCCACUCUGAAUCUAGUUCAACUAGAAUGCAGGGAUCCUACAGUGACAAUAAAGAGCACUCAGAAGAUUGGGGGAAACAGAACCACGAACAAUUAGUAUCUGGGCAUGAUAAGUCAGAGUUCAAUGCAAUAGGUAUACAUGGAUCAAGCCAGCAUCAUAUGGGAGAUACAACUGUUUAUGAGCAAGUAAGACCCAGCACAAGUUUAGCAAGACUAGGAUCGAGUCACGGACAAUCAGGAAACACUCAAAGUCAAUCUGGAUUCAGCAACAAUGAAAGACAAGUAUAUAGCCAUGGUCAAUCAAGUGAUAUCUAUGAGCAGGCAACUGACAGCAGUAGUAGUCAAAGACCCAUUUUCAAUGACUUUCUUAAUAGGCAAGACCCUACAGGAACAGAAGAGUGUAGGUAUAGGUGUUUAUCAAGCUGUACAACCACAUGGGGUGGCAGAAGGCAAAGGCAAGAGUCAGGAUCAAGCCUGUCAAAGGGCAUCAAAAGAUAUAGUCUGGAUGUGGAGGAUAAGCAGACAAGAGGCUCUGAGGCCAGAGCUUACAACAGAAGGGAGAGAACUGACUCAGGUUCCUUCUACUUAGAUAGCAACACUCCACUCUAUGAAUAUGUCCAAGAACAAAGGUGUUGUUAUGACUUUGAAUAA
Galeopterus variegatus (Sunda flying lemur) is the source of this 1467-nucleotide messenger RNA. Its product is annotated as filaggrin-2-like. The record is from RefSeq and is a predicted model, not a curated record. Gene Ontology annotation, cellular component: cornified envelope; nucleus; keratohyalin granule. The transcript is spliced from 2 exons. Gene Ontology annotation, biological process: establishment of skin barrier. NCBI's taxonomy places the organism in Eukaryota, Metazoa, Chordata, Mammalia, Dermoptera, Cynocephalidae. Bases 1 to 1467 code for a protein of 488 amino acids.